CAUGACAAUAGAGCCCUGACUGCAUCUGAACUGCUCAAUUAACGUCUUUCCCUCAUUUCUCAGUAAUUCCACUGCGAGCUUGUCUAGAAUCAUCUGAGCUGGCUGAGUGGGUAGACAAAUAAGGUAAACUCCAUUCCUCACGUGUCAAGAAGACCAACCUAAAAUUAACCCAGCGAACAGCUGAGCGCUCCUUUGUGUUCCCUCACUGGCGUCCAUACACACACACACACACACACACUCACAGGCGCGCGCGACACGAGCGUCUUUGUCUGUGUGUCAAUAACAAGAUGACACGAUUCUCUUACGCCGAAUACAUCGCAUUAUUUCGAUCAAGCGACACAAAACGAAACUCGCCGCAGAAAACAUCAUCUGGAGGAGCUGCGAACCGGGACGAGACAGAGCCGUCACAAGUCAGCUCUUCUGUCAGAAGAGCACAUGUGCAGCGCUUGAGUGAAGAUGACUGGACGGCUCUGCAUGAAGCGGCUCACCGCGGCCAGACGCACUGUGUGAGGACUCUGCUGACAGAUCCUGGCGUGUGUGUGGACAAACGCACGUUACAGGAGCAGACGCCGCUGCUGCUCGCCGUUCAGGGGCCACACCUGGAGUGUGUGAGGAGUCUUCUGGAAGCAGGAGCCGACCCUGACAUCAGCAACAAGAACAAAGAGACGCCUCUUUAUAAAGCUUGUGAGCAGGAGAGCAUCAGCACGGUGAAGCUGCUUCUGGUGUUCGGCGCGGCGGUGAAUCAGCGCUGUUAUCGCGGCUGGACCGCGCUGCAUGAAGCAGCGAGACGAGACAACACUGAGCUCUGCGAGACACUCCUGAGGGCAAGAGCCGCUGUAGACUCCCGCAACGCCGACAACGUCACACCCGCGAUAGAAGCGGCUAGACACGGAUGCACAGAAGCGCUGGCUCACCUGAUCCGGAGCGGUGCUGGUGUGAACGCUCAGACGUGUGACGGGAACACUGCUUUAACUGAGGCCUGCAGACAUGGUCACACUGACACGGUGAAGCUUCUGCUCAAACAUCACGCCGACGCCAACAAAGCCACCCACACCGGCCUUCUGCCACUGCACAUCGCCAGCCAGCACGGACACAGCGAGAUAGUUUCCUCACUGCUCCCAGUCAGCAGCCGGGCGAGGGUCCGGCGGAGCGGUAUCUCUCCUCUUCAUCUGGCGGUGGAGCACGACCGGCGGGCCGUUCUGAGUCUGCUGAUCGAGUCGGGAUUCGACGUCAACAGCAAACUCUCUCCGGAGCACUCCGCUGGGUUCCAGGACCGGCGUGUUUCAGCUUUGUACUGCGCCGUUGCUGCCAGGAACACAGGGGCUGCCGCCGCUCUGCUGAGGGCCGGAGCAGACCCCAACACUGACCCCUGCAGCCCGCUGCUUCUAGCAGCGCAUCACGGCUGUCUGGAGACCGUGGCCCUGCUGCUGGAGCAUGGAGCCCAUGUAAACGCGGGUUUCCCAGCGCUGCUGCUGCACACUGAUCAUCUGGACCUCCUGCAGUAUCUGCUGGACCAUGGCUGCAAUGCCCGGCCCUGCUUUUCCUGCGACACUCACCACAGCGAGCAGCACGCUCACCUCAGAACUCACAUGCACCAGAGACACACCAGCGCCACUCACGCACAGUUCUGUGACUGGAUCUCGUCCUCCUGCUGGAGACACAAAGCUGGACGGCUCAUUGAUUUGCUGCUGGACUAUGUAGGAAACGUUCAGCUCUGCAGCAGGAUCAGAGAUCUCCUUCUGGACCAACCAGAGUGGACGAGCAUUAAGGAGAAAACAUCGUCUCCACGAGGCCUGAUGCAUCUCUGUCGGCUGAAGAUCCGAGAGCAGCUGGGGCCUCAGAGACUGAGUUGUGUUGAGUUGCUGCCGCUGCCGGGCCCCAUGCAGCACUUCUUGAGCUCCAGGGGCCUUUAGCACAACACCAACCAAACCAGACUCUGCUGGACACUUACUCCUGUCCACUGUGCACUCUGUAUUUAUAUCACUUUUAAUUUAUCUUGAUGUUUUUUAAAGUGUUUAACUAACACUCCCAGUAUUUAUAUAACUCUCACUCAGAGUGUUAAAAAAGUAACACUGAAGCAGUGAAAAGUUAAUGAGAAAACUAACUAGAAGAACAGCUGCUGUUAACAAACUGUUGUUAACAAACUGAUUCACUAAAAGAAAGAGAAACAAGAACUUUAACACUGAGUGAGAAUUAUAUAAACACUAGGAGUGUUAGUUUGACUUGUGUUUGUGCUUGACACAGUUUUAUCUAGAUUGAUCAUCUGAAAAUACUGAUAUGAUGGCGGUGUUCACAGAAUAAACGUGCUCUCCUCAGUCUUUCA
This is a messenger RNA of Cyprinus carpio (common carp), 2323 nucleotides long. Its product is annotated as ankyrin repeat and SOCS box protein 2-like. Lineage: Eukaryota; Metazoa; Chordata; Actinopteri; Cypriniformes; Cyprinidae. The record is from RefSeq and is a predicted model, not a curated record. Gene Ontology annotation, molecular function: small GTPase binding. Gene Ontology annotation, cellular component: endosome membrane. Gene Ontology annotation, biological process: intracellular signal transduction; Golgi to lysosome transport; retrograde transport, endosome to Golgi.